Molecule: messenger RNA, 1266 nt
Organism: Nanorana parkeri
Lineage: Eukaryota; Metazoa; Chordata; Amphibia; Anura; Dicroglossidae
Gene: GUCD1
Product: guanylyl cyclase domain containing 1
Exons: 6
Coding region: 18-776 (252 amino acids)
Source: RefSeq, a predicted model, not a curated record
GAGGCGACAACACGGUCAUGAAGAGUCCAGGAAAUGGAGAAAGUGAUGGUGGUCAGGCCGCGCCAGGCUCUGCAUCUACAGCGGACGGCACGGACAACCGUGACCAUGUCCAGCUGAAAGUUCCUCUCAUCCAGCAGUCAUAUCACUGGGAUUGCGGCUUGGCCUGUGCACGUAUGGUACUACAAUAUCUUAAUCGUCUUCAUGAGGAUGAUUUCCAGAAUGCAAUGCAGGUGCUCCAACUCACAAAAAGUAUUUGGACAAUUGACCUGGCGUAUCUCAUGCACUACUUUAGGGUACAGCACCGGUUCUGCACACAGACACUGGGUGUAGACAAAGGGUACAAAAAUCAAUCUUUCUACAGAAAGCACUUUGAUGCAGAGGAGAACAGAGUAAACCAGCUAUUUGCACAAGCCAAAACCCAUGGUGUCAAUGUGGAAAAAAGGAGUGUUACGAUACAGGAAUUGCAAAACCAUCUUUCCCAGGGACAUGUGGCCAUAGUACUAGUAAAUGCUGUUCUUCUAUUGUGUGAUCUGUGUCCUAGUCGCGUUAAGUACUGCUGCUUUCUUCCAAUUGGACAGAAAUGUUUCUGCAGAAGCACCGAUUACCAAGGCCACUUUAUUGUACUUUGUGGUUACAACAAAAGCUCUGGCGGUCUUUUCUACAACAAUCCAGGAUACGCUGACAGAUUGUGUCGGACAAGCAUCACUAACUUUGAAGAAGCCCGAAGCAGCUACGGCACAGAUGAGGAUGUUCUACUAAUCUUUGGGGGCAGCUGACGGUAGCAUGCGAUUUAUGCAGCAUUGCCGAUCAUUUCCAUAUGUGCAGAACUCAUUCUGCAGUACAUGCACUACGGAGACAUUUUUUUUUUUACAUCUACGGUGUGAAAUGAAAAUAACCUCAUGGAUGACAGCUGGAUCCAAAACACUCUCCAGGGAAGACAUCCACUACUAGCUGGAAUUGUAUAUGUACAUAAAACUUUUUACUGAGCACAUUAACCUGGGUAAUUACUUUAGUAGUAUUGCAGAAGUGAAGUACAGGCCCAGUAAUUAAGAAACAAGUAGACUUUUAACACACCUUAGCACCUUAAUUAUAUCCAGGCAAAUCAAGCAAGUUUACAGAUGCGUCUACCUUUUUUGAUGGCUGAUGAGGUCACCUGUACAUCUCAACACCGUACUGCUGCAUAAACGGGAUGUGCACCUCCAACAUCCCUCUAUGUCAGCAUGCUACCAGACCCCAAGCUUCUGUAUCAAUGAGAAAGCACAUCCA